GCUGUUCGCAUUGCCGCGCAAAAUAAAGAGGCGCUUUUGCCUCCGGUUUAUGUUUGUGAUUUGUGUAUAAUUUCUUCCUAUGUGCAGGAGAAACAAUGAAUUUUAACUACUUUCCCAACUACUACUCCAUAGAGGAUAUAUUCGUGACGCAGGAGAAAGUGGAGUGCAAGGUAAAUUCGCGCUUGCAGCGCAUGGGCUUCCUCGAUGCCGGCUCGGAAACAGAACACUUGGAGCCGGGACGCACAAUAAAUCUGCCGCUGUGGUACAUUAAAGAACUUAAGGUAAACAAUGCAUAUUUCACAGUAGCCGUGCCGGACGUUUACAAGAACGUACACAAAGCCGUUUGCGAGGCGGAGACGACACACAUCGAACUGGGCCGCUUGCAUCCGUACUUUUAUGAGUUCGGACGCUAUCUCACACCUUACGAUCGCAACCAUGUUAUUGGACGCAUCGUGUUUGAGACCCUGCGACAGCGAGUGCGUCAUCUGCUGGACAUAUCAAAGAAUAACACACAAAACAACAAGCCAGAGCAUAAGCUGGACAACAUUGAGACCAAGCUGCACGAUGCGGGCAUACGGACCAAUACGAUGUACACGAACUGGCUGCAAAUGAGCGCGAGCAACAUAUCCAUUUCCGAACUGGUACUGGAGCAUCAGAAGAAGCGGAAGCGUGCCGAGCUCGACGACGACGCUGCUGAUGGCCACGAUGGCUCGCCCAACAGUAAAAAACGCGCCACAAUGUAACACGAUAUGAAAUAAAUGAAGAUAUUAAAGAACCUCAGUUGAACAACCCUUUAUUGAGGAAAUGUGAGAUUAAAUAAAAACAAGAUGACUUUA
Scaptodrosophila lebanonensis is the source of this 836-nucleotide messenger RNA. It is a transcript of the gene Psf3, whose product is annotated as probable DNA replication complex GINS protein PSF3. The transcript is spliced from 3 exons. NCBI's taxonomy places the organism in Eukaryota, Metazoa, Arthropoda, Insecta, Diptera, Drosophilidae. The record is from RefSeq and is a predicted model, not a curated record. The coding region runs from base 96 to 743 and encodes 215 amino acids. Gene Ontology annotation, cellular component: GINS complex. Gene Ontology annotation, biological process: mitotic DNA replication initiation.